AUGGCGGACACAACACACAUCCAGAAUGAGCCAGACGAUUUCAAAUCACUCAUUCCUGAAGUCUACCUGCAACCAAGCGCAGUGAAAUUGGAGAAUUUACCAGAAGCGCAAGCUUCGCGGCCUCUGCAAGCACCAGAGACUUCCCAGCAGCAGAGUGAUUCCCAGGACGAAGGCGAUUCGCUGAGAGCACGAGCAGAAGCCGCUGAAGAGCGUACAAGCACAGCUGAGGACAAAGUCCAGAGACUCAAGGCUGCUUAUUACUCUUCUCUGAGCCAGUGCAGUCGAGCACUCCCCAUCCGCAACGCUCUCCUCCGCCAAACAAUUGAGCGAGUCCUUAGAAAGGCACGCUUGAAAAAGAGAAUCCUCCAGAUGGUAGAUGACUUAUCCAAUGAGUUGGUCGACUGUCAAGAGCACGCAUUUGCUGCAAGAUUCUUAACGGCUACUGGUAAAGAUGAGGCUCAUUUCGUGCAUCCUGCGUUCUGGAAGAACGUUGCGGUUUGCCAGAGUGCAUCGGCCAGCCCGGACUGUGAAAGGUCCGCAGUCAUCUCUCUUGGCGCACUGUAG
Messenger RNA from Ascochyta rabiei, 564 nucleotides. RefSeq lists its product as uncharacterized. The record is from RefSeq and is a predicted model, not a curated record. Lineage: Eukaryota; Fungi; Ascomycota; Dothideomycetes; Pleosporales; Didymellaceae. Bases 1 to 564 code for a protein of 187 amino acids. The transcript has a single exon.